AAUUGCUUGAUAUGUCUAUCCGCUUGAUAUGUCUAUCCGCUGUAGUUCUGUGAGCUUCUGAGCGGACCUCUUUUAAUCAUCCGCCGAAUCUCGUGCCGCCUCGGACGUCUUGUUAGAUUUGAAGGGCACGGGGAAGGCACAGGACACACACUCGUGCUAGUGUUCCUGCAGCUGUGUCUUUAAAACGCAGGAGGAGACAUUUGUGUUUCUGAGAUGUAGCAUGCCUUGCAGAUCUGUCGCCAGCAUUGCUUCUGCCCCCCCCCGCUGAGGAAGGAAGGAAGGGCUGCUGGGAUGCCGAUGGUUUCAUCUGGCAGCAGGCAACUGGAAAGGGAAGUUCAGUGUGAUUUUUAGGUUAACGGUUCACUUCUUCCUCUUGUGGUUUCUUCAACAUCCUUCACCGAGGCUAUACCGAGACUAACCGACCGCUACACCUGCAGAAACGGUUUAAUCCAGAUCCACCUGCUGUUCCUCAACCCAGAAGAAGCAAACAGAAAUCUUAAGAAAUGGACCAAGAUAAUCCAAGCCAAAAAUCCCAGAAGCAAGAAGAUGACCCAAAUGAAGCAGCAUUAGCUUUGACAAAAACUUCGGCUCCAGCCACAGCAUCCCCGGCCGGCCAGCACGGCAGGCCUCGGCGGCCCCAGAGAAGCGCCAGAGUCGAGGGCUCUGUGGACAUCUCAGAGCCCAGAGCUGAGCCCCAAGCUGAGCCCAGAGCUGAGCCCCAAGCUGAGCCCAGAGCUGAGCCCCAAACUGAGCCCCAAGCUGAGCCCCAAGCUGAGCCCCAAGCUGAACCCACUCCAGUGGCUGACCAGGACGAGUCCACUCCUGAUGGCCCUCUGGCAAGUCGCCCUAAACCCUCUCGCCCUGGAGCGGUGAAACCCUCAGGAGAGCGCAUCGGGCCUAAAGUGGGUCCUAAAGGGCCCGGCCACCACCCAGUGAGGGCCGCCUCCGUCCCCCACCCAGUGGCCUCUCACCAGAACCUCCAUGCUCAGAGGGCCCUCUCUGUGGCCGGUACCGCUGACACUCCACAGGCCCAGACUGUGGAAGACUUCAGGCUGCACAUCAUCACUUGGAACGUGGGUUCGGCCACGCCCCCUGAUGACAUCUCUUCCCUGCUGGGGCUGAACGUGGGAGAUGGAAACACCGACAUGUACAUUAUCGGGCUGCAGGAAGUGAACUCCAUGAUCAACAAAAGGCUGAAAGAUGUCCUCUUCACAGACCAGUGGAGCGAGGUCUGCAUGGAGAGACUCAGCCCCUUUGGUUAUGUGCUGGUCACCUCUCAGCGGAUGCAGGGAUGUUUGCUAUUGGUCUUUGCCAAGUACUUCCAUCUACCCUUCCUGCGCGGAGUACAGACUGAGACCACCCGCACCGGCCUGGGGGGAUACUGGGGGAAUAAAGGUGGUGUGAGCGCCCGCAUGUCAGUGUUCGGCCACACCAUCUGCUUCCUCAACUGCCACCUGCCUGCUCACAUGGAGAACUCAGAGCAGCGCAUGGAGGACUUUGAGAGCAUCCUGCAGCAGCAGCAGUUCGAGGGCCAGGCUGCCACCGGGGUCCUCGACCAUGAUGUGGUGUUCUGGUUCGGAGAUCUCAAUUUCCGCAUUGAUGAGUUGGAUAUGCAGGUUGUGAAAUCAGCCAUCGAUAACAACAAGUAUCAAAUGUUGUUGGAAAAGGAUCAGCUCAAUAUGGCCAAAGACAGUGAGACGGUGUUGGAGGGUUUCCAAGAGGGGGCGCUGAAAUUUCCUCCCACCUACAAGUUUGACGUUGGAACCGAUACAUACGACACAAGCGGGAAGAAGCGUAAACCAGCUUGGACCGACCGGAUUCUGUGGCGCCUGAGAGCGACGGCCGGGUCUGCUCUGAACGCAGGGAAGCGUGGGUCCAUGUUGGGUCUGACCAGCGGGACCAAAGUGACCCAGCACUACUACCGAAGCUACAUGGAGUACACAGUCAGUGACCACAAACCUGUGUCCUCCAUCUUCACCCUGCAGCUGCUGUUUAGUUUCGGCUGGGGAGGGCAGGAGGGAGCUAAGAAGAGAAGGAAGAAGGACAGAAAGGAUGAUAAAGGAAGAAGCCGAGGGGAGACAUUCGCCCUGGAGGCAUUUUAUUCAGCCAGCCAGCAUGGAUUUACAUAA
Notothenia coriiceps (black rockcod) is the source of this 2129-nucleotide messenger RNA. RefSeq names its product phosphatidylinositol 4,5-bisphosphate 5-phosphatase A-like. Gene Ontology annotation, biological process: negative regulation of peptidyl-serine phosphorylation; phosphatidylinositol dephosphorylation. Bases 504 to 2129 code for a protein of 541 amino acids. NCBI's taxonomy places the organism in Eukaryota, Metazoa, Chordata, Actinopteri, Perciformes, Nototheniidae. Gene Ontology annotation, cellular component: plasma membrane; ruffle; cytoplasm. Gene Ontology annotation, molecular function: phosphatidylinositol-3,4,5-trisphosphate 5-phosphatase activity; phosphatidylinositol-4,5-bisphosphate 5-phosphatase activity. The record is from RefSeq and is a predicted model, not a curated record. The transcript has 10 exons.